CGCGUAAACGUAUAGCCGUGUUUUGGUCAGUGAAAAUCGGAGCUCAGUGUUGUUCCUUCAUGGUACGCAAUCAAGUCUUCAGCAUCUAGUCGUCGCCGAACUCUCGUCUUGUGAACAUCUGCGUUUGGUUCAACCAGUUUUCAGUUCUUUCAUAUAAAUCAAAAUGGCUCAAAUUACAAGACUCGCUGUCAUCAAAUUCUUGGAAUUGGUUAUAGUGUGUGUUCUCAUAGGAUUGCACUACCACUCCUUCAAUGCUGGAGAUCAACACACUGCAAUGAUUACGAUGGGUACCUUUGGCGGAUAUUUAAUUAUUCUCGUGGGAUUAUUUGCCGGUAGCCUAUUUGGAGCACCAGUUGAUCGUCGUGUGGAUCUCUUUUUCUCCCUGGUUGGAUGCGUUUUGUUCAUUGUUGCCGGAGCUCUGAACAUCGACUUUUUCUCAAACUUGGCCUACAAGGGCUCUUUUCGCGACACUGGUAUAGCGAAAGGUGUAAUCAGCUUAGUCGAGGGAGUACUAUUUCUAGUGGAUGCCUUUUUCACGUACAGAGGAGAAGCUUAAAAUCGAACCGAGAAGAAACCUAAAAUCACUCAAUCAUCCGUCGUUUUCAAAAUGGUACAAUCACAUUCCGUAAUAAGAAACAUACGGAAUUAUUAUCAAGAAGAUACUGCCAAAGAGUAAACGAUUUCAUCGUAUGUUUUUAAGGAACGAUUAAUUUUUUUGAAGAUAUUUAAGACAAAGAUUACGCUAAUUUUUACGACAAAAUGUGUACAAGUGAAACAGAAAACAGAGUACAAAUAAAAGUAAUUCUCAAUUAA
This is a messenger RNA of Osmia lignaria (orchard mason bee), 813 nucleotides long. RefSeq lists its product as uncharacterized. Gene Ontology annotation, cellular component: plasma membrane. NCBI's taxonomy places the organism in Eukaryota, Metazoa, Arthropoda, Insecta, Hymenoptera, Megachilidae. Gene Ontology annotation, biological process: septate junction assembly. The record is from RefSeq and is a predicted model, not a curated record.